AUGCGCACGGCCGCACCCAUGCAGCAGUCUCAGACUGAGUCGGACACGGACUAUGCGCAGACCGACAACCCCUCGUAUGGCUACAGACGAGACAACAAGGCGCCCACUGAUGACAGCGAUGCCAAUGGUAAAGGUUUGUGCAGGAAGUUGUGGCUAACCGUGGGUUUUCUGUUCGUCAUGGGCAACGCCGUACUGCUGGCAUAUUUUGCAGCUAAGGUGAUGGCACUUUCUGAUGAGAUGGCCAAGCUUACGUCAAAGGACAGACUGGCGGAGCUACUUCACACGGAACUUUACCGAACUGGUGUGUCUCCGGCCUCUUUGGGGAGUCUGGGACCACCUGGUCCCCCAGGUCCCCCUGGUUUACCAGGGAUUCCUGGUAACCCAGGACAAAAGGGGCCCAUGGGGCCAGGAGAGCCUGGGUUUCCUGGACCUCCAGGAGAAAGGGGACCCAUGGGGCCGGCUGGCCCUGUGUCUGUGGGGCCUCCUGGACCUCCGGGAGAGAAGGGCUCCAUGGGCCCAGCAGGCCCUCGGUCUGCCGGAACUCCCGGUCCCCCUGGACCUCCCGGAGAAAGGGGACCCGUGGGUGUAGCUGGACCUGGGUUUCCCGGGCCUCCUGGACCUCCAGGAGAAAGGGGACCCAUGGGGCCAGCUCGACCUGGAUUUCCCGGGCCUCCUGGACUUCCAGGAGAAAGGGGACCCAUGGGGCCGGAUGGGACAGGGUUUCCCGGACUUCCUGGACCUCCUGGACCCCGAGGAGCCCGUGGACCCAUGGGUCCCCAUCGAAUGGCCGGUCCACCUGGACCUUGUGGAGCCCGUGUUCCCACAGAGCCGGAUGGGCCAGGGAUUGCCGGGCCUCCUGGACCUCGUGGGGCCCAUGGACCCCGUGGACGCAUGGGCCCCAAAGCAUUGGCGGGAUCCGUGGGCCCACCCGGCUCCAACAGCAUGUGUCUGGAACCUGUCGGACCACGCCAACAUCGCCAAAGUGCCGCACGGUUCAUGUCGGAUAAAGGUUAUGCGUGGCGGCGUGGAAUCUACUACAAGGCGUUCAACACCCCGGCGAACUUCGGGGACGCUACCCUGCACUGUCGUCUGGAUGGUGGUACACUCGCCAUGCCCCGGGACCCGGCCACCAACGAAUUCCUCAUCUCUCUCAAAAACCACGUCAACUCCGAGUCCUGCUUCUGGUUUGGCCUGCACGACCGGCGCAGGGAAGGACGCUUCGAGUGGAUGGAUGUGACCUAUACCUAG
Molecule: messenger RNA, 1248 nt
Organism: Branchiostoma floridae (Florida lancelet)
Lineage: Eukaryota; Metazoa; Chordata; Leptocardii; Amphioxiformes; Branchiostomatidae
Product: collagen alpha-1(I) chain-like
Exons: 7
Coding region: 1-1248 (415 amino acids)
Source: RefSeq, a predicted model, not a curated record